Molecule: messenger RNA, 2546 nt
Organism: Fundulus heteroclitus (mummichog)
Lineage: Eukaryota; Metazoa; Chordata; Actinopteri; Cyprinodontiformes; Fundulidae
Gene: zcchc8
Product: zinc finger, CCHC domain containing 8
Exons: 14
Coding region: 46-2145 (699 amino acids)
Cellular component (GO): catalytic step 2 spliceosome
Molecular function (GO): zinc ion binding; RNA binding
Source: RefSeq, a predicted model, not a curated record
GCUCCUCACACGACUGCACUUCCGUUUAGCGCUGAGAGGCUAAAAAUGGCCGAGGUGGACUUCGGAGAUAGUGAGCUUUUCCAGCAACUGGAGGACUCUGCACCGCCGGUCUCAAGGCACAUUCGCUUCACAGACGAUGAGGGAGAAAACGAAGAGGCGAGCCAGCUCCGGAGCAGGCUGGAGGAGUGCGAAGACCAUAUGGAGAGACUUUCGGAGGAGAAUAAAGUAUUGAGACGGAAGCUCAAACUCCUGACACGACCUAGCGGCAUCACGGUGGAGGACGUCAACAUCGACGGGCCGCUCCUUCAGAUCCUCUUUACCAACAAUAUUAUAUCAAAGCAAUGUCGUCAGGAAAUCGAAGACUGCGUCUGCAGCGUCAUUUUGAAGCAUCAGAAGCCAGGCAACGAAAAGAAGAUAUCUGUGUUUCACAUGAAGCCACAGAAUUCAGCUUUUGAGUUGGACGAAGAUCCUGAGAAGUUGUCCUCCAGUAGUGUGAGAACCACAACAGAAGCCUUUAAAGUUGUUGGGAGUGUUUUAUAUUUUUCUACCUUCAGCGUUGACAAACUCGGACAGCCACUGGUGAAUGAAAACCCCCAGCUGACUGAUGGAUGGGAUGUUCCGAUCUACCAGCAGGUUUUUAACCAAGUUAUUGGAACAGAUGGACUGGAAAUGGAAUCUAAAAACAAAAGACCCAAGUCAAUGUGUUUCAACUGUGGCUCCAGCGCUCAUCAGCUCAGAGACUGUCCCCAGCCUAGAGACAUGGCUGCGAUCAAUGAAAGAAGAAAAGAGUUUAAUCAGAACUCGAGCCAGGUCACACAGAGCAACCAGCGUUACCAUGCUGAUGAAGUGGAGGAGCGCUUCGCUAAAUUCAAGCCUGGAGUCUUGAGCGAGGAGCUUUUAGCAGCCCUGGGCGUGGACGGUACCACCCUCCCUCCUCUGAUUUACCGAAUGAGGCAUCUAGGUUACCCACCAGGUUGGCUCAAAGAGGCGGAGAUGGAAAACUCCGGUUUAUCGCUCUAUGACGGAAACGCAUCAAAUGAUGACUUUGGCAGCACUUCACAAAACAUCUCUUAUGAUGUUUCCAAACUGGUGGAUUUCCCAGGCUUUAAUGUGCCUGCGUCUCAUCAAAUCAAGGAUGAAUUUAUGCAUCACGGUUCGAUCCCGAUGCAGACUAGCCACAUGAAGCAAAACUACGCCGCCUACCUGUCCAACAACUUCCCCACGUCUGGCGGCUCCUGCAACAAAAGGCAACAAGAGUUCGACUCAUCGGCCCAUCUCAGGAAGAGGACCAAGUCUAGCCCCGAUAUGAACUCCGACAGAAGCUCAGAUAUGGACAUUGACUCAGAUUCAGGAACACCUUUUUCAUAUCACUCAAGCUCCUUCAAGUUCCAACCACCGCUACCUCCAGGCUCACCUUGCUUCAGUUCACCCCCUCCUUUACCCCAGGGCACCCCCCCCUCCACUCCUACUCGCCCACCUCUCCCUAAAGGUACGCCCCCACCGACUCCCACCAACGGCUCUCCAGCUCUGCAGAGGCGUAACGUGCCGCCAGCCGACGAGACCGCGGGAGGAGCUGAAGACGACCUGACUCUGGAGGAGCUGGAAGAGCAGCAGAGGCUGAUCUGGGCAGCUCUGGAAAACGCCGACACAGCCACGAACAGCGACAGCGAGACACCCGCUGUGGGAACACCCGCUCCCAGCUCUCCCAGCGUGUCCACACCAGCACACGUUGACACGGAAAUGGAAGAUGUUGACGAGUCGGUGGACACGGUGAGACCUCCUGAACCGUGCCGUGAGAGCGAGAAUCAAAAGGAACCAGAUGCACAAGAGGCUUCGGCUGCAAUGCCUAUAUCCAUAAAAGUGGAGGACGAAAGUCCUGAGAGCCCCGAGCCGGAGCCCGUCAGGGCCCAAGAUGAAAGCCCCGAGAGCCCAGACCCAGAGGGUCCUAAAGAGGGGGCUGGAGAUGCUCCUGUUAACCAUGGGGAGAAGAUCGUAGCUGUUCCUCAUCGGAGCAAAUUUGCAGCUGGUAUUGUUCCGUUUGAAGAUACCCCUGAAUUCACGGAAGUAGCCGAAGCCACUGGAACAUACCUGAAAAUCAGAGACUUACUGAAAGGUUCCCCCCGAAGCCUGACAAAGAAGAAAUAAAACGUUAGUCGCGUUGGUUCAGAACACAACGUGGACAUUUUUAAUGUAAAUUUCUCAUUUUCACUAAACAUGACUGUUUUUUUGUUUUGUUUUUAAUCAGUCCAUCUGUAAGACUACAACAAGUAUAGUUUAAGUUUCUGUAGCAGAAACAUUACGUUUUUUAUAUAUGUAUAUGAAAUCUGUGUUUAUUUUUUCUAUGGUCAUGUUUAAGUGACUUUUUUCACUUGUCAAAUUUAGAUUGCUUUAAAAGUCUUAAGUAAACAUGCCUGUAUUCUCCCCCUCUGCUUUUAUUUCACUUGUUUUCAUACAUUUAACCAGAAUGACCCUCCUAGAUAUUUGCCAGGUACUUCCUGAUGGGAAGUACCUGGAAAACCUCCAAAAUAAAAGCAUAAUUUAUGAGA